AUGACUAAUAAUGUUUCAGUUAUAACUUUGUUUACUCUGUCAGGGCUGAGUGGUACAGAAAAGUACAGGAUCAUUCUGUUUGUUCUAACAUUAUUGUGUUACUGUGUGAUCUGGCUGGUAAAUGUGACCAUUAUUGUGACAAUUAUUGUGGAUAAGAGUCUUCAUGAACCCAUGUAUGUUUUCCUGUGUAAUCUGUGCAUUAAUGGACUUUAUGGCACAGCAGGAUUUUACCCCAAAUUCCUCAUUGAUCUCCUGUCGACUAAUCAUGUUAUUUCUUAUGCUGGAUGUCUUCUGCAGGGGUUCGUCAUUCAUUCUUCUGUUUGUGCUGAUUUGUCUAUUCUUGUCCUCAUGGCCUUUGACAGAUAUGUGGCGAUAUGUCGACCUCUAGUGUACCACUCUGUGAUGACUAAACACAGAAUUGGUGUGCUUCUGUUUUUUGCUUGGCUUAUACCUUUUUGUCUGUUAUUGUUAAGCACAGUAAGUACAUUGACACUGAGCUUAUGUGGUUCACACGUACCAAAAAUCUACUGUUUUAAUUAUUUAGUUGGUCAACUUGCCUGCUCUUUCUCUGUUGCACAUGUUGCUGUUCCAGCGUUUAACUACACUUUUUACUUUGGCCAUUUUAUUGUUGUCAUUUGGUCCUAUUUCUAUCUGCUUAAAACAUGUAGAACAUCUAAAGAAAACAGGAGUAAAUUCAUGCAAACAUGUCUGCCACAUUUAUUCUGUUUAAUUACUUUUGCUUUUUCUUUCCUUUUUGAUGUGUUGUAUAUCAGGUUUGGCUCAAAAAUAUCCCAGGGUGCUCAGAAUUUCAUGGCAAUGGGAUUUCUUGUCAUUCCUCCUAUCUUCAAUCCUCUCAUCUAUGGUUUUAUAUUAACACAAAUAAGAAACAGAAUUAUACAAUUUCUUUGUAGAAAGUGUAGGAGUUUGAGACUAAAGUCUUGA
Sphaeramia orbicularis (orbiculate cardinalfish) is the source of this 942-nucleotide messenger RNA. Its product is annotated as olfactory receptor 4P4-like. The transcript has a single exon. Gene Ontology annotation, biological process: G protein-coupled receptor signaling pathway; detection of chemical stimulus involved in sensory perception of smell. NCBI's taxonomy places the organism in Eukaryota, Metazoa, Chordata, Actinopteri, Kurtiformes, Apogonidae. Gene Ontology annotation, molecular function: olfactory receptor activity; G protein-coupled receptor activity; odorant binding. Bases 1 to 942 code for a protein of 313 amino acids. The record is from RefSeq and is a predicted model, not a curated record. Gene Ontology annotation, cellular component: membrane.